This is a messenger RNA of Microdochium trichocladiopsis, 288 nucleotides long. RefSeq lists its product as uncharacterized. The record is from RefSeq and is a predicted model, not a curated record. The transcript is spliced from 3 exons. The coding region runs from base 1 to 288 and encodes 95 amino acids. Gene Ontology annotation, biological process: outer mitochondrial membrane organization. Lineage: Eukaryota; Fungi; Ascomycota; Sordariomycetes; Xylariales; Microdochiaceae.
AUGCCAGGCCCCCAGCUCCACUGGGCGAGUCAAAGCCAGCUUGCCAGCGAUUGGCAGACAUCGAUCUUCAAGCAGCAGCACCACAAACAGAAGCCAGCCUGCUCCGGACACCCUCAACUCGACCAAGUCAUUGCCAACUUUCCCAACCUCAGACGGCUGUUCAUCGAGGCCAGGUCAGAAGAAGAGGAACGAGAAGUCUCAAGAAAAGCAUUCUACAAUGCCGUCCUCUUCAUGAGCUCGGUGGCCAUCUUCAGCUUGAUUGCGCAGAGACUGAACGCCAGGCAAUGA